Molecule: messenger RNA, 696 nt
Organism: Pterocles gutturalis (yellow-throated sandgrouse)
Lineage: Eukaryota; Metazoa; Chordata; Aves; Pterocliformes; Pteroclidae
Product: probable 28S rRNA (cytosine(4447)-C(5))-methyltransferase
Exons: 5
Biological process (GO): maturation of LSU-rRNA; rRNA base methylation
Cellular component (GO): nucleolus
Molecular function (GO): RNA binding; rRNA (cytosine-C5-)-methyltransferase activity
Source: RefSeq, a predicted model, not a curated record
GUGCUUGGAGGAUUUGACCGUGUCUUGCUUGAUGCUCCUUGUAGCGGAACAGGUGUCAUUUCCAAGGAUCCUGCUGUCAAAACCAACAAGGAUGAGAAAGAUAUCCUGCGCUGUGCUCACCUGCAGAAGGAACUGAUUCUUAGUGCCAUAGAUUCAGUCAAUGCUGCUUCAGAGACAGGGGGCUACAUUGUCUACUGCACUUGCUCUAUCAUGGUGGAGGAGAAUGAGUGGGUUGUGGAUUAUGCCCUGAAGAAGCGCAAUGUUCGUUUGGUGGCCACAGGCCUGGACUUUGGCAAGGAAGGCUUCACCAGGUUCAAGGACCGUCGCUUCCACCCCUCCCUCAAGUCUACGCGGCGUUUCUAUCCCCACACGCACAAUAUGGAUGGGUUUUUCAUUGCUAAGUUCAAGAAAUUCUCUAAUGCCAUCCCUCAGGCACAAAAAGAUGAAGAACCUGCUGUGGAAGCAGCAACUCCAUCUGCAGUCCCUGAUACUAUUAUGGAGCCUCAGCCCAAAAAGAAGAAACUUGAGGGAUCAAAAGUUAAUAAAGAGCAGAAGCCACCACAGCCUGCUUUGAAGAAGAGACAUUCAUUGCAGGGACAGAGGAGACCCUUGAAGGCUGGCCAGCCUUCUCCCAAAGUGAUGCGUCCUCAAGGCCCUGUGAGGAAGAAGCACAGAGUGAAACCUAAUGGACAGUGA